Molecule: messenger RNA, 2500 nt
Organism: Neocloeon triangulifer
Lineage: Eukaryota; Metazoa; Arthropoda; Insecta; Ephemeroptera; Baetidae
Product: calcium and integrin-binding protein 1-like
Exons: 4
Coding region: 785-1321 (178 amino acids)
Molecular function (GO): calcium ion binding
Source: RefSeq, a predicted model, not a curated record
AAUAGUGGGGGAAAGGGAAGUCAGUAAAUCAAAUUAAAUCUGCAAUUUAUUCAUUUUCUUUUAAAAAAAGGUAUAAUUUUUGUUCUCUAUUGACUGGGUUUGUUGCAAAUAUAUUGCUGCAACUAAUUUUUAUUUCAUUGUUUUAUGUUGGUUUUCCCAAAGAGAAAUAAACGGAAGUAAAGUUGUGACCGUGGUAAGACUUUCUUAGCCUUCUCAAGUUGGAAACCGUUUCACUAUAAUUUCGCAAGAUUUUUCUCAACCUUUCUAUAACUAGUCAAUUCUUUUUUAUUUUAAGCUUUCAUGAAAAUACAAUUUUACAAAUCAAUAUCAAAAGAUCGGUAGUAAAUUGCAUCAUGGCGUUUGUCUGUGCGCACGGUGAAUUAUUUAUUGUAGCUUUAAUGUUGCAUGUGCGUGAGUCAAGCUCGCAUGCAUCAAGUGUCCUUUUCUUAUCUAAUGCCGUAAAUCAAUCUGGCCGCAAUAUAUUGACGUUUUAAUUUCGUACACCACACUGCACGUCACCUCAACACAGCACACAUGUGCACGAAACUAAAUUAUACUGGAAAUUAUAGAAAUAUUGGUUCUUCUUCAAGAAUGCGUCGUUUUCCGCAUUAACCAGCGACUAAAAAAUAAGCCGCAGAUAAGACUUAUCACCUUUUACUAGUUGGUGACAGCGCCUUUAUCUACAGAUAAAAAAAGGAUAUUAGUUUGGUGCAACGCUGGUUGCCCGCAGUAAUGCCCAACAAGCCAAGCUAAACCACCGUCGGCCCGAAUCCACCCUUCUGAAAUGGGCAACUCAAACUCGUUUGAAUCUGUGUACCAGGGCCCCUUACUGACUGAUGAACUCAUGGAUGAUUAUUUGCAACUUUCUUAUUUAUCACGUAAAGAAAUUUCAAGGAUUCACAAAAGAAUGCAGGACUUAAUAGGGGAAGAGGAAUUCACAGUUGUGCACCGAGUAACCUGGGAACGAAUGCUUGAAGCUUUUCCUGAAAUUAAGGCUAACCCCUUUGUGGAUAGACUGUGUGAGGUAUUUUCGUCAAAAAAUGACGGACAUGUGUCAUUUGAGGACAUGCUAGAUCUCUUUUCUGCCUUGUCACCGUCGUGUCCGACAGAAAGCAAAGCAAAAUGGGCAUUUCGAAUCUUUGAUUUCAACAAUUCCAACGCCUUAGAAAUUGAAGAUCUGCAUGAGUUGAUCGACAGGCUAACAAAUGGUAGGAAUGUGAAAGAAAAUGGGAAGUUUUUGACUGAAGAUGAAAAAGAGCACAUUGUGGAUAUAGUAAGUCUUUUUCCAAUCUAUUAUCAACUGUUUAUAAAACAUUUUUGAACCAAUUACAGAUUUUGAACGAGGUUGAUUUGGAUCACACUGGAUCCAUUGUCACUGUCGAGUUUGUUCACGCUGUAUCCAAAAUGCCUGAUUUCUGUUCCAGUUUUACUUUGAAACUGUGAGUUGUCUGUAGUACAAAUUUUUGAAAAUAACAGUAUUAAUUGUGAUCUUCUAAAUCAAUCAAUAAGUUGAAUGUACUUUUAACAGAGUGUAUUUUUAAUAAAUCUUAAUUUCACUAAAUUCAAAAAACUAUAAAAAAAAUAUGAUCUCUUAAACUCUUGAAGUGAGGUUUGAAAAUGCUUGAUUAAUUAUCACACUGGUAACUUUUUAUCUUAAAAUGAAAAUUAACUUGCCGUCAUCGAGUUAACCACCUGGGACGCCAACUGCAUGGUCAGUUCCAACAUGCGGUCACUUGUACCUUUUGUUGGCUUCUCCUCCCUUUGGACUUCAGUUUUCUGCAGCUUCACCCAUUGAACUUGACUCAGGCGGUACAGAGAGGCCUUGCACUUUUUGUAAAAAUCUGAAUCCUCCAUCAGAUCAGGAGAGGUUGCUUUUAAUGACUGGACAGUUGCCCACAAGAGUUUCUGUAGAGUUGAAAGUUUGCUCUAAAUUAUUCAAUUUUACCACAUUGAAAAAUUUUUACCCUUAGAUGAUGUUCCGUCAUCUUUUCAACCACUUGGUUUUUUUCUUCAGUCUUUUUGGGCAAAGUCUCUUUCACUGAGCUGGACUUGGCCAUAGGAACUGUGAUCAGCUUGUUGGUAGUUUUUGGAAGCUUUGGCGCCGAAACCUCUUUCUGGGUUUGCCGCAUCAAGAACACAUCCCUUUGAGCUGCCAUGCUAUUCAUAUGCAGGCCUGGAUUCCUAAUGAAGGAAUCCAUAAAAUUUCUAGAUUAUUGCAUUAGAUAUUAAAAGUUAAUUUACUUUAUAGACGUGCUCGUUUUGCGUGGCGAUUUUCGUUUUUGAACAUUAGCACGGACCCUGCUUCUGCGCUGAGCCAACUCAACGGACAAGUUGUCUGGAGCUGGGCUCGCAGGACUGGACAUUGAUCGAGGCAGCAUAUCAAGGAAAUCACAGGAAAGGGGUGAUGCAAUGACUGUGAAUUUGGAUGCCGUUGUCACAAAGGCAGACGUCUCGUUCAUAAUGUAUCUUUGACGCACUUUUUCAUACAGGAAGUCCAAGG